UACAGAUCUACUUCCGCUUGUGUUCCUGCUCUUUAAUCCGUUGAUGAUGGCGGUUUCUAGAGAUUGGAGAUAGUUUUCACUCUGCUGUCAUUUACUGUAAACAAUAUUCUACACGUUUCUGGACUUGUUGACGAUGGGGAUGCCGUGAGGAGCAGCAGGAUGGAAGAGAAGGCUCUGGAAGUGUACGACGUGAUCCGGUCCAUCCGGGACCCGGAGAAGCCCCAGACCCUGGAGGAGCUGGAGGUGGUGACGGAGCAGUGUGUGGAGGUGCAGGAGCUGGGAGAAGACGAGUACCUGAUCAUCAUCAAGUUCUCCCCCACCGUCCCUCACUGCUCGCUGGCCACGCUCAUCGGUCUGUGCUUACAGGUGAAGCUGCAGAGAUGUUUGCCAUUUAAACACAAGUUGGAAAUUUAUAUUUCAGAAGGAACCCAUUCUACUGAAGAGGACAUUAAUAAACAGAUCAAUGAUAAGGAGCGCGUGGCGGCCGCCAUGGAGAACCCCAACUUGAGAGAGAUUGUGGAGCAGUGCGUUACAGAACCAGACGACUGACCUGAAGUCUGAAGGUUCCUCAGCGUCUCUGGAGUUUCACGUUUGUUUUCUGAACCUCAUCAGGCAGAAGUUUGGACACUGAGGAGUUUCUGAAAACAGGAUUGAAAGUUGGAGAUGUUUGUUCUGCUUCCUGGUAACUCCGGAGGAAACGGCACCAGUGGCUUCCUGUCCUGCUUCCAUCCACACCUCCAUCACAUGAUCUGUUCUCAGCAUAGCUGUGGGAACACUUGUUUCUUUCUGUCCUUUCAUACGAGUGCACAUAAUUACUCUUUUAAAAAUGUAUGCCACCUGAAAGAAUGAAGUAUUAAAAGCUGUCACGUUUGU
This is a messenger RNA of Cololabis saira (Pacific saury), 873 nucleotides long. RefSeq names its product cytosolic iron-sulfur assembly component 2A (gene ciao2a). NCBI's taxonomy places the organism in Eukaryota, Metazoa, Chordata, Actinopteri, Beloniformes, Belonidae. The transcript has 5 exons. Bases 160 to 549 code for a protein of 129 amino acids. The record is from RefSeq and is a predicted model, not a curated record.